GAGUCACAAAUUGUUCGAAAUUCAAGAUGGCCAUGUGUCACGAUGGUCUCUUGAAGUGUUCUCGCUAAGUUUAUUUGUUUUGUGUGAAAAGAGUGUUUUACCACGAUGGCUGACUUAAGUGUUGAUAUAUCAAAGUUGCCGGACGAGAUAAGAGACAAAUUAGCUGAAUUGGAUUUAGAGUUAUCCGAAGGUGACAUCACACAAAAGGGCUAUGAGAAGAAACGGACGCGGCUGCUCGCGCCCUACCAGCAGCAGCCUCAAGCAGGCAACCAGCCGCCGCGCGGGCCGCGAGGGGACGGCGGCAGCGGCCGCCUGCACACCAGGAACCGCCGGACGCACCGGCGCGUCACGCACAAUGAGAAGCGAUACCACUCAGAGGUCCGGCAGGAGGCGGUGCAGCAGGCGCUAGCAGAGAUGCAAAACAGACCCAAGCCCUCGCUGCCGAUGCCGUCGAAGCGGACCUCCAUGAUGGCUAAGAGUCCAGAUAGAGAGCGGCACGACCUCUCAUCAAGUUCAGACGAAGACUCGUGCGCCGGCGACACAGACCUCCCCCCGCCCCCUGAGCUGGGGUCACCUCCCGCGCGGCGGCCCGCCGCCCCGCACCCCCGCUCACACCCGCAUCCGCUGCCCCAGCCCCCACACCAUCGUGAGAGGGAGAGGGAACGGGAGAGAGAGAAGAAACACGUGAGGGAGAGGACGGAGAUCGAUCUCUCGGAGAUGACACAUUUACCUGCUUACAUCCAACCAGACGUAACGCAUACAUCAGCGGGCGCGCGGCGCGGCGGCGCGCUCGUCGCCGACCGUGUCGGGUGCUACCAGUCCGACGACACAGGCACAGGCACCGGAAGGUGGAAGGUGUCAGCCAAGAUCCAACAAUUGCUCAACACACUAAAGCGGCCCAAACGCCGACCAUUACCCGAGUUUUACGAGGAUGACGACAUCGAGCUCGAGAUCGCAGCGAACCCCAAGGACCCCAACGCGCCCAAACCCGAGGGUGGCACCAUGACACCAGCGGUGGGCGAGCAGCUGGUUGUCCCCGCCGGGCUCCCCAGGAACCUGGAGGCGGCGCUGCAGAGAUACGGCACGGCGUCGUUUAAAGCCAAUGUGGCUACGGUGUUGGACCCUAAUGGGAAAUUGAGUAACUCGCUUACUUAUGGCAAACUACUAAGCCGCUCGCUCAAAAUCGCGUUCGCACUGCUCAACAAAUCCUUCACAUCGAAGGCAAGCAGCGGCGGCCCGCUAACCGGCGACACAUCCAUCAAGCCCGGCGACCGCGUCGCCCUGGUGUACCCCAACAAUGACCCGAUCAACUUCAUGUGCGCGUUCUACGGGUGUCUUCAGGCUGGUGUUGUGCCCGUGCCAAUUGAGGUGCCGCUGACGAGGCGAGAUGCGGGGCUACAGCAAGUCGGGUUCUUGCUCGGCUCGUGUGCGAUACAAUACGCGCUCACGUCCGACGCGUGCCUCAAAGGCCUGCCAAAGACGUCCUCCGGCGACGUGGUCUCGUUCCGCGGCUGGCCGUCCCUCCAAUGGGUGUCCACGGAGAAGCUUCCCCGCCCCCCGCGCGACUGGAUCCCGCCCCCGCGCCCCGCGGACGACAGCCCCGCACACAUCGAACACACGUCGGCGGUCGACGGGUCUGCCAUGGGCGUCAUUGUUACGCGCCAAUCAAUGCUGGCGCACUGCCGCAUGCUCUCAGUAGCGUGCAACUACACCGAGGGCGAGCACAUGGUGUGCGUGCUGGACUUCAAGCGGGAGACCGGUCUGUGGCACGCCGUGCUCGCGAGCGUGCUCAACGGGAUGCACGUCAUAUUCAUCCCGUAUGCGCUGAUGAAAGUCAGCCCUGCUUCGUGGAUGCACAUGAUCACUAAAUACAGGGCGUCAGUGGCGAUAGUAAAGUCCCGCGACCUCCACUGGGGGCUCCUCGCCACCCGCGACCACAAGGAGAUCUCACUCAGCUCGCUGCGCAUGCUGCUGGUCGCUGACGGCGCCAACCCCUGGUCGCUAUCAUCCUGCGACCAGUUCCUCUCCGUUUUCCAGAGCAAGGGUGUUCGCGGUGACGCCAUUUGCCCAUGCGCGUGCAGCAGCGAGUCGCUCGUGGUUUGCGUGCGUCGCGCGGGCCGCGGGGGCUCCUCCGCCGGCCGCGGCGUGCUGUCCAUGUCCGGGCUCUCGUACGGCGUGGUCCGGGUGGACGCCGAGAACUCGCUCACGUCGCUCACGCUGCAGGACUGCGGGCAGGUCAUGCCGUCGUGCGUAAUCGUCGUAGUCAAAAUGGAGGGCCCCGCGUACCUCUGCAAGACGGAUGAAGUCGGCGAAAUCUGCGUGCUAUCCGGGGCUACAGGAUCUGGCUACUGGGGUUUACCGGGACUCACGAACACAGUGUUCCGAGUGAGGCCGCUAGACGCUGACGGCGAGACCAUAGGAGAGGAGAGCUAUGUCAGGAGCGGGCUGCUGGGAUUCUUGGGGCCUGGUGGUCUCGUGUUCGUCUGCGGGUCCCGCGACGGUUUGAUGACGGUGACGGGCCGCAAGCACAACAUGGACGACAUCAUCGCAACCGUGCUAGCCGUCGAACCGAUGAAGUUCAUAUACCGUGGCCGAAUUGCUGUGUUCUCUGUACGAGUGUUAAGGGAUGAGAGGAUCUGCAUUGUAGCCGAGCAGAGGCCGGAUUGUGGGGAGGAGGAGUCAUUCCAAUGGAUGUCCCGCGUGCUCCAAGCAGUGGAUUCUAUCCACCAGGUCGGGAUCUACUGCCUGGCGCUGGUGCAGCCCAACUACCUCCCGAAGACUCCACUCGGCGGGAUCCACCUCAGCGAGUGCAAACGGCGCUUUCUGGAAGGGACGUUACACCCCGCGAAUGUGCUGAUGUGUCCGCAUACUUGCGUCACCAACCUGCCGAAGCCGAGGGAAAUACACUCAGACGUUGGGCCGGCGUCGGUGAUCGUGGGCAACCUGGUGCAGGGCAAUCGCCUGGCAUCCGCGCAGGGCCGCGAUAUGGGAUAUACAGAUGACUCAGACGCUGCUAGAAAGUAUCAAUUUAUAUCUCAAAUCCUGAGAUGGCGCGCGCAGAGCACCUCCGACCACGUCAUCUUCACGCUCCUCAACUCGAAGGGCGCCGUGUCCAAGGUCCUGACCUGCGCCGAACUACACAAGAAGGCCGAGCGGAUCGGCAACCUCCUCCUAGAGAAAGGAAGGGUCAACACUGGAGACCACGUAGCGCUCAUUUUCCCUCCCGGGAUUGAUCUCAUUUGCGCGUUCUACGGGUGUCUCUACGUAGGCGCGGUCCCCGUCACGAUUCGGCCGCCGCACCCGCAGAACCUCCACACCACCCUCCCGACCGUCAGAAUGAUCGUCGACGUCAGCAAAGCGACUCUAGUCCUCUCAAACCAGUCUGUGAUAAAACUGCUGCGGUCCAAGGAGGCCAGCAACGUCCUCGACAGCAAAGCUUGGCCCAUCACGCUCGACACCGACGACAUGCCUAAAAAGAAACUACCAAUCUUAUACCGCGCGCCCACAGCAGAAAUGCUAGCGUACCUCGACUUCAGCGUAUCCACUACAGGAAUGCUCGCCGGCAUCAAAAUGUCGCACGCCGCAGUCACGUCUCUCUGUCGAUCCAUGAAAAUCGCCUGCGAAUUAUACCCCUCCAGGCAUAUAGCGCUAUGUCUAGACCCCUACUGCGGCCUCGGAUUCGCUCUCUGGUGCCUCAGCAGCAUCUAUUCCGGACAUCACUCGAUUUUGAUUCCGCCUUCCGAAGUGGAGAUCAACCCUGGACUUUGGCUCAGCGCCGUGUCUCAAUACAAAGUAAGGGACACGUUCUGCUCGUAUGGAGUGAUGGAGUUAUGCACUAAAGGGCUAGGAAGCUCCGUGAAUCAGCUCAAGUCGAAAGGAAUCAAUUUGGCUUGCGUGCGAACAUGCGUCGUCGUCGCCGAGGAGAGGCCGAGGAUAAACUUGACGAAUUCGUUCUCAAAGCUGUUCUCGGCGUUGGGGCUCAGUCCUCGCGCCGUCUCGACAUCUUUCGGCUGCCGAGUGAACAUAGCGAUCUGCUUGCAGGGCGCCUCGAGCCCCGAGCCCUCUACGGUGUACGUAGACUUGCGUGCGCUUCGCAACGACAGAGUCUCGUUAGUAGAACGCGGCAGCCCGCACUCGCUAUGUCUAAUGGAGUCUGGAAAACUUUUACCCGGCGUGAAAGUGAUCACAGCGAAUCCUGAAACGAAAGGGCAAUGCGGGGACUCGCAUUUGGGUGAAAUUUGGGUUCAAUCGCCGCACAGCGCGAGCGGAUACUUCACGAUAUACGGGGACGAGAGUGACUACGCGGACCACUUUUGCGCUCAGCUGGUGACCGGGAAUACGGGUGAAGUUUACGCGAGGACGGGGUAUCUAGGGUUUUUGAGGAGGACGGAGAUUAGUACGACUGCGAGCACAGGGGACGACAGUUCGUUAAUGAUCAGAGACAGCGACACGGAGUCGCUGGCGUCGGCGUGCGGCAGCGUGAGCGGCGCGAGCGUGCAGGAGUCGCACGACACGCACGACGCGGUGUUCGUGGUGGGCGCGCUGGACGAGACCAUCAUGCUGCGCGGCAUGCGGUACCAUCCCAUCGACAUUGAGAACUCGGUCAUGCGGUGCCACAAGAAGGUUGCUGAAUGCGCCGUGUUCACCUGGACGAAUCUCCUGGUCGUGGUCGUGGAGCUGGACGGGAGCGACAGCGAGGCCCUGAACCUGGUGCCCCUCGUCACCAACACGGUCCUCGAAGAGCACCACCUCAUCGUGGGCGUGGUGGUGGUGGUGGACCCGGGAGUGGUGCCCAUCAACUCGCGAGGCGAGAAGCAACGCAUGCACCUCAGGGACGGCUUCCUUUCCGAUCAAAUCGAUGCCAUCUACAUCGCUUAUAACAUGUAAAAUGUUAGUCAAUUUAGCUAAUGUUACAUUUGACUUUUCAAAUUUCUUCUAUAUCCGUAAUUCAUGGGUUUUUCUUGUCAAAGAAAAGCUAACUCGAAUUUAUCAUAGUCAUUUUACGUAACCUAUGGAUUUUAUUCGAUGCUAUUGUAUUUAAAAAAAUCGCUAGGUCAAAUGAAACGUUAGGUGAAAUGAUAUUCGGUCAGCCCUGUGUGGUAACUUGUUUGGCGAUGUUGUCAACCAACCCAUGCAGUCAGAGGUUCUAUCCUGUCAUUUAAUGAAUGUGCUUCGAAAGACGAAUGUAGCAACAUACAGUGACAUGAUUCCGAGACCUUAUCUUAUUUUAAAUGCCAUAAAUUUUACGAAGUUGUAACUGUGAAUUUUUUGAUGUUAGGUCUAUCUUCAAGAUAUAUCUUGUCUUGACUGUGUAUAUUCGAAGUGGUUGGCGCCUGUAUGUAUCAUAACAAUGGUAGGUACCCCAGUUGAUCUUCGACGAUCUCCAUUUGCACAAGAAACUGACGGAAGCUGUUGCUUCAGAUUUGUUAACAAAAAGGAAUGUAAUCUUUUGGAAAGCUUUAGUUCGGGCAAUAGGCGCAUUCUGAGACGAUUGAUAUGUGGUUAGUGUCUUUUAACAGAUUUAACCUGCAAGUUAUAUUAAUUUAAGUUUGGCUAGGCAGGUGUAAACGAGAAACAAUACUUGCCUGUAUGUAAUUAAUACAAUAGAUAAGAGUUAUUUUCAGUAUCAAGUUCUCCGCCCGUUUAGAAUCUGUCUAUAAGCUCAAUACGCGCCAUACGCAUUCCAAGCGAUGCCCAUCAUAAUUAGUACCUACCUUAGAACACCGACUACCACCCCCACGAUGUAAGUUAGCAUUUUACCUUCUCACCCUUUCCAAAUUGGAAUUGUCUAAAACAAAUUAGUGUAGUUAGUAGUUUCGGUGCCGGCGCCUAAACGAUUAUUAAGGUUAUAUUUUGUAAGGUUGUUUAAAAGUUACCAGUUCGGUGUCAAAAUUGUUAUCUGACUAGAUUAGUUUGUUUGAAAUUGAUAAAAUACUUAGUAUUUAGCUCAAACGCCGGCACCGGCACAGGCCCACGCAUAUUUUACGAUUUCUAAGACUUUAAACGAAUUCUAAGACAAGUUAAUUACAUCGUACGUACGGUAAGAGGAAGCUGCCGCUUUAGAACAUUGUCGUAUUACGAGCUAUCAAGUGACGUUAAACGAAAAUCAGAAAUAGUCGAGUACGACAAAGCACUAAAUUGUGUAGCAUUUUAAAAUUGCUGUGCUUUGAGCUCGAAUCAAGAUCGGGACAAGACUGAUACAAGUCUGAAUUCUAGAAAAGUUUUUUACUUUCACUUUAAGGUAUUUUUACCGCCCCCUAUUCCCAGUAAUGUAACUUGGAUUUGGAGCUUUUGGAACAGUGAAUGAAUGCAUGGUUCGGGUUUGUGCAGUAAUUAUAUUUGUUAGUCUAAUUGUUGUAUGCAAACCUCAAAAUUGUGGCAUUUCUAGGUUUGCCUUAGGGUUUACUAGUGGCCCGUGGAAAAGUAUAAAACUAAACUAACUAAGUCAAUCCUAGGAGUGACCAACUUGUACAGUUUAGGCCGAAACACAAACCGAUCAAAUCGGAUUUUUAAUAGUCAGUCAAUCUCAAAGUCGACGAAGUACAACGCCUCUUACGCUCUUAACCACAUGGAAACUAACGAAUCGUGUAAAUUCAUAAAGUACUCUAUUUACAAAACCCUAAUUUAAUUGUUAUACAUUUCGAGGGUUGAUAUCUUAUUGAUCACUACUAGAAUUUACUAGUUAAAGACCGAAACACUGUCUAGGAGGUAGUUUUCGGUUUUGAUGAAGACCACUUUCCAGUUAAACCUCCAGGUUGGCUAGCCAAACAUGUGACUGCCACAAUUUCGGGGCUUGAUCACAACAUAUUGAUUAGAACUUAUAAAAUUAUAUAAUAAUUGAUAAUUAUCUGACAAACAGCUUGUACUGUUUUUAUUAUACACAAUUAUAUUGUUGUGAUUAUCAUUCAAGUAAUUUAUCGUAGUUGUAAAUUUAUGUAUGACAAGUCAAGAUAUGAGUGUUAGUGACGAUAAUGUUUCGCAUUUAAUAUUAUAUGUUUAACUUAGUUUCGCGGUUCGGUUGAAGUCGACAAUAACGACAUGACGAUACUGGAAAUUGGAAUCCUGUGAAACUGAUAAAUUGAAAUUCUCGUACCAUAGUGUUAGCUUUAUUACGUGUUAGUUCUCGUAAUAAGUAGUAUUAAAUAGAAGGAAUGGUUACAGCUUAAGCAUCAUUCAGUGGUUUCUACACACAAACUGACGACCGGGGUCGUAAAACUUUUCAUUCACACUUGCCUGAUCGUGGCAAGAGUGAGAGAGAUACUGAUAUGAUCCCGGUCCUCAGUUUGGUUUGUGCCAGUUUGUGGCUAUAAUAGCAUCACUUAACUAACCAUUUGUGGUCCUUAUGUCAUGGUGACAAGGUUCACGUAUUGUCAGUUGACAGUGUGGACGAUGCACCGCAGCUUUUCUCUAGAAUGUUUACCUUUACUUCACGCUCUUUUGUUCAAUAGCACGGUUUGAUCUGAGUUUGUGAAGUUUUACUUAUUUUAUUUUCUACUUGAAGGACAUAAUGAAACCAAUAUAUGUAUAUAGAGUAGGAUGCCUCAAAUUUCGACAUUAAUAUCGAUCGAUCAAUAUAUUUAAGGUCGCUUUAUCUUAUUAGGGGCAUAGACAACUUUUUUGUUGAUCAAAUUAGCUGGUUGGUUGACCAUUAGGGUAACCGGUUUAAUUAAGAAGGUUAUUUGUAAUGACCCUCUGCUUACCCUGUUGAUAUAAUAGCUAAUAUAUAUUUAGGCAAUUUACGUUAUCCUUUUCAAGCUCAGAUACAACUUUGCGAUGGUUUGUUGUCUCCAGGACUGGCUCUUUGCUCAAUUUAAACAGAAUUUGAGCCGCUUACACUUCACUUCCGGAGAAAACUACCAUAUCAAAAUCUUAUCCAAGUUAGUUUAAUAGUGACCAAUUAUAAGUUUUAUUACACAGAAAUAAAAUCUAUUAAUGGGCACUUUUUAUAUAGGUAUUGGUAUGGGAGAUUCCGGUAAAAGUCAACUUACAGUUUUAUAAUUUGCUAGUGUAUAGAAUAUCAACAACAGAGUAACAAGCAAAAUUAAUUCGUUAUCCAGCAUAUAGCAGCGUAAUUGUUAAUACGUUUAGUAUUGUUUGUUGCAAAUAGUUAGAUUAUACGCGUCUCUAGGGUCAGGUAGCCUUGCUCAAAUGUCAUUUGAUAUCUUGUGAAAAUAUUCACGAUUUUACCACACAGAAUAAAGGCAGAUACAUGAUCGCUGAAAUAAAACUAGGAUUUCCUAACAUGCCAAUUUCUUCGUGAUUACGCGAGACACGCACACAUUCACGACACGAGGGCAAGCGCUGAAUGGCUUGAACCCGACAAGUGAGAAAUGUGUGUGUGUGUGUGUGCGAAAUGGGCUUGCCAUGAAGUUACAGUUUUGUCUUAGUGACCCUACCUGUAUUUAUGUUUCAAGUGUUUUUCAUCAUUACUGAGACCGAUGACAAUUUAUUCUGCAUUUCUUGAUUAUUUUCGCAAGCCUGGCUCUCGGAACGUAACUAUCUAAAGUGUCAAAUCGUGUAAAAGUAAAUGUCAUUGCUUAUAACUUAGAUGUUCAAUAAGGACUGCAGUUUAUUGUGUGUUAAUUGGAAUAUGAUACGAAUUUGGUACCAAAUUUAAAUAGAUAGGUCUAUUGUCUAUGAAAAUUACUAACUUGUUUGUAUCCAAGAUUUAAACUAAGACUCAAUUCGUUGCGAUGAGGCGAGCUCAAACUUACGACUUAAAUUUUAAAAUACACCUCAACCCAACUGCUAUUUUGAUUUUAUUGAUAUAUUUAAAUUUGUUAAAUACACAAUUUCAAACACCAGGCCAAUAACUACUUAGAAAACUAAAUUUUUUGAAAUCUACAAUGGUUGUCAAUGUUUUAAACUAACUUUCCUUAUAUUCUAAAAUGAGAUGUACGAGUAACUAGGUACGAAUAGAGUUAAACCAUUUUAAAAGUGCCUGCCCAAAGCACCAACACCCACAUCGAAUCUUAUAGACGCGACAUACACAAAUACGACAUAAACAUUUUUUCAUUAUUUGUUGCGUUUUCGAUGUGAGCGCAAUUGCUUUGGAGGGGCGCACAGCUUAAAAAAUGGUUUAUAUCUACUUCGUAGGUACAUCAAAUUUAUCCUUUGAUUAGCAAGUAAUAGGCUCGGUUUAUAAAUAAUACCGUAGUUUGUCUCAUUAUAAUAUCGAUGGCAGUGAAACCUUGUUGAAAGUUAUGACUUCUAUUCCAGUUGAUGUAAGAUUUUAGAUGAUAACGUUUAUUAUUGGAUUUCAAUUGAUUUUUCAUGUAUUCAUGUAACUUAAGUGUUUGAAUGCGGUUCAGCUCAAAAGCAUUAUGCACAAUGAUUAUGAAACAAUUGAAGUAAGGAAGUGUUAUGGCUUUGUUCAAAAAUCUUGUCACUAAGGGUUCAUUUAGUCGUUGCAAGGAGAUAUCAGUAAGACUCGGCAAUGUAACAUUUGAGCAAGCAGGGUAAGGGCCAAGGCUUGGUAAGGCUUCGCAAUGAGGGCUAACGCGUAUGAAUUCGCCGCUAGGGGCGCUAGUGUAGAUGGUGGUCUUCGCAAAGUUCGAAAUGUCAAAUGUCACUUGUCACUUCAAUGACUGACAGCUGUUCUUUAGUCUUUUGGACCACCAUCAACAGAGGCGCCAACUGGUGAGCAAAAAUACGAUAGCCCUCAUUUACCAACUCAACGUUACACAAUUUCUCGUCUAUUAUGUUUUUUCGCGCAACAAGAUGCAAGCAUGUUUAUUAAAUGCUAGUCGAUCAAUAUAAAAAAAUCUGUUGUAAUCCAUUCCAGAUAUUUCUAUGCAAACAAUCCAUUAUGUAAUUUAUAUACUAUGAUUUGUUACGAGCUUAUUUUCGUCUAUUUAGAUCAUUUUUCUUUUUGUAAUUAUUUAUUGAUAAAAAUGUAAAUAUAAUUUUGUUAUUUAAUUUUACGUUUAAAUGAUUUUGGUAUUGAUGCUUUGUUGUUUUGACAAGUCAGCAAUUAUUUUAAGGAAAUGUAUCCGCCAACUGAUUUUGUAUUAUCAGAAUUCCUUUAAGUUGUCACUUAUAAAAAUAUUUUUAUUGAUAAAAAUGUAGUCAGUAUACAGUAUAAGUGUACACGUAGUUUAUAACUCAGUUUAAUGAACAAACACAUUAUCUGUAAUCAUUAUUAUUGUAACUAAGUUAUAGAGCAAGGUAGUCGACAGUCGACUAAAUGCACGUCGCGCGCACUGCACGGAUAUUGUUGUCGCAUUUUGUCACUUAUCGCGCUUGAUAAAAAUCCGACACAUUCAUUAAGCGUAAGGUGACGGCUUAUCCAUUGCAAUAAGUGACAAAGACGCGACCAUAAUAGGCCGCCUGGAUCAACUAGUGUAAGACAAACAUCACAAUCAAAUUAAUAAUGCACUCAUAAUAACGUCUCCCAAUAAGUUAAUCUAUUACAUUAGGUACCUACUGUCUAUAGUUGAAACUUUUAUAAAACGCACAAAAUUGUUUUGGAAGAUUUAUCUUGUGGUUUUGUUUUGUCUAUGUAACGGUGACAGCCAAAGAAUCGGAAGUGUGACUGGUGACCCGCUUUUGAAAAAUUGUGAUUCUUUCUGAAAAUAAAUAAAUAAACGUGCAUUCUGAUGUG
Messenger RNA from Cydia strobilella, 10603 nucleotides. RefSeq names its product disco-interacting protein 2 (gene DIP2). The coding region runs from base 106 to 4887 and encodes 1593 amino acids. The record is from RefSeq and is a predicted model, not a curated record. The transcript has 18 exons. Lineage: Eukaryota; Metazoa; Arthropoda; Insecta; Lepidoptera; Tortricidae.